Messenger RNA from Sinocyclocheilus rhinocerous, 3002 nucleotides. Its product is annotated as RUN domain-containing protein 1-like. The transcript has 4 exons. The coding region runs from base 453 to 1646 and encodes 397 amino acids. Lineage: Eukaryota; Metazoa; Chordata; Actinopteri; Cypriniformes; Cyprinidae. The record is from RefSeq and is a predicted model, not a curated record.
ACAGAACAGACCAAGGGUGUGUUUGGCACGCAGUCCAACCCACUGACACUUAGGGCGUUGCAAUAAAACAAACACAGAAAGAAUGGAAGGAAGCGUAAAUAUGGACAGAAACCCUCAACAAACUGUAAAGCCGUCGAUUUCACUGUGCGUUUCUCUGACGUCAUUACGCACUAACGUAAACAUCCUGCCCACACAUUCGUUGAUACAUAGAACAUAUUGAUAGAACGCACGAUUGUUGGAACUGUGGUGCGUUGGUUCCAUAUUAUCUAAAGAUCUUAGUCGUUUCGAUUACGUUGCAAUGUUUUCUGAAGGUAUUACACAGCGCUGCACCUGCUAAAGCGGUGGUUGCGUAUAUUCUGAAUUCACGUUAAAACAAUUGCGCAUCAAUUAAGUUGGGCGAGGUUGUUUUCAGUAAAAGGACAGCCAGGCUGUCUACCUCAGCUACCAAUCACAUGUCGACGGAGGAUCUGUCCACUUCCGACAGCGAAGCUGCUUUCGCGGGAGCCGGGGAGCGCUGGGCGCCCGUGGGAGCAGUGGCCAACCCGGAGGAUGAGCAGUGGAAGAGAGGCACGCAGGGUGGUUCUGUGUCGUCUAGCGAUGCAGACUUGGUAUCCAGGUUGCGGAAGCUGGAGGAUGAGCAGGAGCAGUUAAAUUCAUCGCUCCUCGCGUUAACGUCUCACUUCGCUCAAAUGCAGUUUCGGCUGAAACAGAUUGUCCACGCGCAGAGCGACGAGAAAGAGAGGAUGCUGCUGGAGCUGGAAGAGUUUGCCUUCAAAGGAUGCCCUCAUGUUAUAGGCUGCAGGACACAGGAUGCUCAGAUGCUGGAAAACUCUAGUGAAAGAGAGAAGAGGGAACGCUUGGAAGCUCAGAGAAAGAAGCAGAAGGAGCUGAUUUUCCAGCUGAAGACUCAACUUGACGACCUGGAACGCUUCGCCUACCAGGAGGGCAGCUAUGACUCACUGCCUCAGUCUGUGGUCAUGGAGAGACAGAGGGUGAUCAUUGAUGAGCUGAUUAAGAAGCUGGAUGUGAAUCUGAAUGAAGACAUUGGGAACCUCACUCCAGAGGAGCUCCGACAGAGAGUAGACGCCGCUAUAGCUCAGAUAGUCAACCCGGCUCGAGUCAAAGAGCAGCUGGUGGAGCAGCUCAAGACCCAAAUCAGUGACCUGGAGAUGUUCAUUAACUUCAUACAGGGUGAGGAGGUCUGCUUAUGGGUCAAUGAUGUGAUGGUCGUUUUUAUCAUGUUUAUGCAAAUAUACACCAACAUUCAAACGUGUGGAUUCUAUGAAGUCUCUCAAUCCUUCAGUUUACCUGUAGGGGGCGGUCCUGUGACGGUCACACCCAAGCAGUCUCUGUUAUGGGCCAUCCAUACAGUUCUCAAAGAGCAUGGACGAUUCAAGCGUAGUGCGGACUCUGAGUUUAAGGCCUUAGUGUGCAUGGCGCUCAAUGAGCAGAGGCUUGUGUCCUGGCUCAACCUGCUGUGUAAGUCUGGGAUGCUCAUCCACUCACACUACCAGCCCUGGAGCUACAUGGCCCAAACGGGCUUUGAAGGUGCCCUGCGCAUCCUGGGCUGCCUCAGCCAUCUCAAAUUCAGCCUUCCUGUAGAUUUGGCUGUCAGGCAGCUUAAAAAUAUCAAAGAUGCUUUCUAAACAAAAUAAAUAUAUGGUCAGUUUGGCAGGUUGAGGAAAAAAGGGAACCCUCCCAACCCUCAAAAAUUAUGAUUAAAAAAAAAAAAACACUAAUUACAAUAUAACACUAAUAUAUAGCUUAACACAAGUUUAAAUCAAAUUAAAAGAUACUCCCAAAUCAACAAGUCCACUGGAAUUAAAAAAUUGGAAAUUAAUCAACUUGUGCACUUUCUUGAGACUCUAUGUUGCUGUUGGGUCUUGUCUCUAAACUGAAGAGGAUGAUGAUGAAGUCCGGUUUUAAUAUGCUGCAUUGGUCACAACUAAAAGGAAAUGUGCUCAGUUUAGUGACCCUGAGCGUGUAACUGCCUCCACAUAACCUUUGAGCUUGUUAAGCUUUUACCAAAAUCAACCACAUUACUCUAUGUAGAAAAAAUUAUUUAUUACUUGAAAUCCUUUCAAGGGCCAUUGCGUAUGUUUGAGAUGCACUACUAUAUAGUUACAAAACAGUGACAUAAUGGUUUAAUUGCAUUUUUUGUUAUAAACCUAUGUAGCCAAGUGCACUCAUUUUCUGAGCUUGUACUACAUUAUUGUACAGUGGUUCACAGACAAAUCAAAAGAUCUUUUUAAUUUAAGACUGGUUUCCAUUUGCAUUAUUAAGGGCCAUUACAUUUCAAACACUGAGAUAUAGUGCAUAUAAUGUCUGGGUCUUUGCUGCUCUGUGUGUUUGUAUCGCUUUCUGAGGAGACCAUGCAUGCUGGUGAGACCUCACUUAGGUCAAUCAACACACUCAGGUCAUUCUGAACAAACAAAGACAUGCUUAUUGGUGUUUGUAAACCACUUCUCUCCUCUAACUCCUUUCCACAGCCAGUUGACACCUUAAAAAUGAUUGUAGAAAGCGGCAUCUUGUGGUAGUGCUGCUCAUUCGCUGCUACAGAAGGAAAUGCACAGCAAAUGAACUGAAUUAAAUGGAGGUCAUUCAGCACAUUUGCUGAAUAUGAGUCUGAUAUGCUGUGCAUCGGCACUGACUGAAUUAUUUAUGGCCGUUAUGCCAUGCCAGCGUUCAGAGGCUCUUCUUGAAUACCUGCUAUUUCCAUGUCUUGUCAAUCCUUGUUUACUGCGCUGAAAUAUUGAAUGUACAAUCCUUGAAAUUGUAUCCUGCUACUGUACCCAUUCUGACUCCAGAUUUCUCAUUCCUUAAACCAAUCUGAAUACUGAUUUACUGAAACCUUUAUCCAGUAAGAUAGGGCUGUUUGUUACCACAUCAUGGAAAUGGAUUCAGCAUUCGGUGUAUUUCUCUGCACCAUUAGAAUAUGAAGGAAUGGUUGUGAUGCAUUUAUUAACCCUUAUUUAAUGUAGUUAUUUUUCCCACUUGCUUUU